CUUUUUAUUAUAAGAGCUACUCGUCUGACACGCCAUGGCACAAAAAUUUGUUAUUAUAAACCAUAUAAAAUCCCCGCCAUAGACUCCCAUGUCCACACAUGUUCUUCUUCUCUCUACGCUCUUUUCUCUCUCUCUCUUUCCCUCUCAAUUUCUCCUUUCUUCUAGUUGUACACUUCUUCCAAAUCAUUUUCUCUGCUGAAAGCUAAAACCCAUUUUCUUAUACUUUUAAUCAAUAUUAGCGUCGCUAUUUUUCUCUGCUCCUUUCUCUCUCCUCCCAUAGUUGAAUAACAACUUGUUGUUCAUCCGUGAACUAAUUCAAUAAAGUGGAGGAGAGAGAUCCAAACAAACAUCACAAAUCCGUUCAACAAAUUAAACAAACAUUAUAUUUAACUUGUGAUUAAUUCACAACUUUUUCUAUCUUUUUUUCCUUUUUAUUUCUGGAAAACUGCAUCAUAUUCUCAUCUGAUCAGGUGAUCGAUUUUAGAUACGAAGAUGACGCCGAAACAAUUAGCAAAGAUAAUUUCUGGAAAAAGAAUGUCGUUUAACAAUGAGGAAGGAUCAACAUCAUCGAAUUCGAAUCACGAAGAGGAUUUUGUGAUAGAAAAACCGAGAGAUAGGUUAAAAUCGUCCAGAGGAAGCCGAUUCGACCUGCUUGUGCACGAGUUAAAUCACGAGUCGGUUGAGAGGCAGUUUAGUAGAGAAGGAUUCUUUCAUGGUGUCAAAGAUCUUUAUCACGGUCUUGUCAUUCAUCCUGAGAAUAACAGGUGGUACAGAGCAUGGGAUAAGUUCAUUCUACUAUGGGCAAUCUACUCUUCAUUCUUUACACCCAUGGAGUUCGGAUUCUUCAACGGACUUCCUGAGAACUUGUUUGUGUUGGACAUUGUAGGACAAGUUGCUUUCCUUUUGGACAUUGUGCUUCAAUUCUUUGUUGGAUACAGAGAUAAGCAGACAUACCGAAUGGUUUAUCAACGUCCUGCUAUUGCCUUCAGGUACCUGAAAUCGACUUUUGUCAUUGAUUUGCUGGCUUGUUUGCCGUGGGAUCUUAUUUACAAGGCAUCCGGCCACAAAGAAGCUGUGAGAUACUUGCUAUGGAUCAGGUUGUGUCGAGUACGUAAGGUACAUUACUUUCUGCAAAAGAUGGAGAAGGAUAUAAGGAUCAAUUACCUCUUUACCAGGAUUAUUAAACUUGUUACCGUUGAAAUCUACUGUACACAUACGGCAGCUUGCAUCUUUUAUUAUUUAGCCACCACAGUUCCUGAACGAGAAGAAGGAUACACUUGGAUUGGUAGUUUAACAUUAGGAGAUUAUAGCUAUGCGCACUUCAGGGAAAUUGAUAUUUGGAGGAGGUAUACAACAUCUCUAUACUUUGCCAUCGUCACCAUGGCUACUGUAGGUUAUGGAGACAUACAUGCUGUCAAUAUGAGGGAAAUGAUAUUCAUUAUGAUCUAUGUCUCUUUUGACAUGGUUUUGGGUGCUUAUUUGAUCGGUAAUAUGACAGCAUUGAUAGUUAAAGGUUCAAAGACAGAACGAUUUAGGGAUAAAAUGGCAGAAGUAAUGAAAUAUAUGAACAGAAAUAGGCUUAGCAGAGACCUCCGCAAUCAGAUCAAAGGUCAUUUACGCUUACAAUAUGAAAGUAGCUAUACUGAGGCAUCUGUUCUGCAGGAUAUUCCCAUAUCUCUUCGAGCUAAGAUUUCCCAAACACUAUAUAUGCCAUACAUAAUAAAAGCACCUCUAUUUAAUGGAUGUUCUACAGAGUUCAUCAAUCAGAUUGUUAUCAGAGUCCAUGAAGAAUUUUUCCUUCCCGGUGAAGUGAUUUUGGAGCAGGGCAAUGUCGUAGAUCAACUUUAUUUUGUCUGUCAUGGAAUGUUGGAGGAGAUAGGCAUUGGAGAACAUGGGUCAGAACAGACAAUUUCAAUUCUUGAACCUAAUAGCACUUUCGGACAGAUUUCCAUCUUUUGCAACAUUCCUCAACCUUCUACCGUCCGGGUCCGUGAGCUGUGUCGGCUUCUGCGAAUUGACAAAGAGUCUUUGAGUAAUAUUAUCGACAUAUACUUCUAUGAUGGGAAGAAAAUCUUUGACAAUCUCCUUGAGGGAAAUGACGGGAAAUACAACUUGAAGCAAGUUGAAUCAGAUAUUGCAUCUCACAUAGCAAAGCAAGAAUCAGAGCUUGCUCUCAAAGUAAAUAAUGCUGCAUAUCAUGGUGAUCUUUAUCAGCUUAAGAGUUUGCUCAAUGCUGGAGCUGAUCUAAAAAAGACAGAUUACAAUGGAAGAUCUCCACUGCAUAUAGCCGCAUCAAGAGGAUACGAAGAUGUUGUUGUUUUUCUUAUUGAAGAAGGAGCUGAUGUUAACAAGUCAGAUAACUUUGGAAAUACACCCUUAUUAGAAGCAGUGAAAAAUGGACAUGACCAGGUUGCUGCACUAUUGUACAGAGAAGGAGCAAAAAUUGAUGUCAAAGACGUUGGAUCUUUUCUUUGCACAGUAGUUCUAAGUGGAGAUGUGGAAUUUCUGAAAAGAAUUCUUGCUAAUGGAAUAGAUCCUAACUCCAAAGAUUAUGAUCAUAGAACUCCACUACAUGUUGCUUGUUCUCAAGGGCUAUUCUUGAUGGCAAAGGUACUGGUGGAAGCUGGAGCUUUUGUUACGUUGAAAGACAGGUGGGGCAACACGCCACUAGAUGAAGCUUGGAACUGCGGAAAUAAGCAUUUGAUAAAGCUACUUGAAGCUGCAAAGUCUGCUCAAAUCUCUCAAUCAUCUGGAAACCUUGAAGAACUACUUGAUAAAACACUGCACAAAAAAUGUACUGUGUUCCCAUUCCACCCAUGGGGAAGCAAAGAGAACAGAAAGCCAGGGAUCGUUUUAUGGGUACCGCGCACAAUAGAGCAGCUGAUUAAGAUUGCAUCAGAAAAGUUAAACUUCCCAACGGCUUCUUGUAUUUUGUCAGAUGAUGGAGGUAAAAUACUUGAUGUAGAUAUGAUCGACAACGGUCAGAAGUUGUAUUUGAUUAGUGAAACCGAAUAGGCUGUAUUCAAAAUCAAUUUUUACUCGCUUGUUCAUGCUCAUGUUCAUUUUCAUGUAUAAUAUUGAUAACUGAUUCUAUUACCAAUUCCUCUGUAAAGGUACUACAGAAGAGUGCAUUUUUAAGUUUUUGUUAGAUAUAGGCAUAUCAUAUGAGUUGAUGAUGGUAUAAACAAAUAAUUUAAGAGUGUACUUUUGGAAUUUGGAUGAUGGACUGUUCCAACUUUCUAUGUACAUAGUUGUACAAUGAUAUUAGUUAGGAGUACUACUUGGUAACAUGAGUGAGUUACUAUUGCUUUUAAA
Molecule: messenger RNA, 3315 nt
Organism: Amaranthus tricolor (Joseph's coat)
Lineage: Eukaryota; Viridiplantae; Streptophyta; Magnoliopsida; Caryophyllales; Amaranthaceae
Product: potassium channel SKOR
Exons: 14
Coding region: 493-3015 (840 amino acids)
Biological process (GO): potassium ion transport; transmembrane transport
Cellular component (GO): membrane
Molecular function (GO): voltage-gated potassium channel activity; protein binding
Source: RefSeq, a predicted model, not a curated record